Zygotorulaspora mrakii is the source of this 594-nucleotide messenger RNA. RefSeq names its product 60S ribosomal protein eL13 (gene RPL13A). The transcript is spliced from 2 exons. Bases 1 to 594 code for a protein of 197 amino acids. Gene Ontology annotation, cellular component: ribosome; cytosolic large ribosomal subunit. Gene Ontology annotation, biological process: translation. NCBI's taxonomy places the organism in Eukaryota, Fungi, Ascomycota, Saccharomycetes, Saccharomycetales, Saccharomycetaceae. Gene Ontology annotation, molecular function: structural constituent of ribosome; RNA binding. The record is from RefSeq and is a predicted model, not a curated record.
AUGGCUAUCCACAAGAACUUACCAAUUUUGAAGAACCACUUCAGAAAGAACUGGCAAGAACGUGUCAAGGUUCACUUCGACCAAGCUGGUAAGAAGAGUUCCAGACGUACUGCCAGAGCUGUCAAGGCUGCCAAGGUUGCUCCAAAGCCUCUAGAUCUAUUGAGACCUGUUGUCAGAGCUCCAACUGUCAAAUACAACAGAAAAGUUAGAGCUGGUAGAGGUUUCACUUUCGGUGAAGUCAAAGCCGCUGGUUUGACUCCUGCUUACGCUAGAACCAUUGGUAUCGCUGUUGAUCACAGACGUCAAAACAGAAACCAAGCCAUUUUCGAUGCUAACGUCCAAAGAUUGAAGGAAUACCAAUCCAAGAUCAUUGUUUUCCCAAGAAAGGGUAAGAUCGAGGCUGAACAAGUUGCUUCUGCUGCUGCCGCUUUCCCAAUUGUUCAACCAGCUGUUGAUGUUGAGACCAGAGCCGUUGAAGACAAUGGUUCCGCUUUCAAGACUUUGAGAAGUGCUGCAAAUGACAAGAAAUACAAGGGUAUCAGAGAAAAGAGAGCUAGAGAAAAGGCUGAAGCUGAAGCUGAAAAGAAGAAAUAA